ACCUCCAUGGCCACACGCGCGGUGUCAGAUUGAAGGGAAACUCCCCUUUCAGCUGUCAACUUGCCAACGAAUUUCGUUCAAGAAAUUACAGCUUGCUACCAGGGUUUGGAAGCAAAACAGACGAGUGUGUGUAAAGAAGAAGACUAAAAGACAAUUGACAAGUAUGCUGGAAAUGCCAACGCACCCGUAUCACACACUUCCCUUCCUUCCCUUGGAGCCGCCGAGCAACACGGAUGCCUUGGUCGACGAAUAUACCCACCAUUACAGUGACUCCAUGUUCACUGCGAUAGUGAUACCCGCGGGCCCUUUAAAGUCAUCCAGCUUGCCGAAUCCGUGCCUUUUUCCGCCCAACGCCACAGCAGCGGUGGUCGAAGAGGCUGCAGAGGAUAUUGACAUCGAUCCUUCAGACGUGAUUGAUAGGAGCGAUUCCUUUGAGCUGAAUCCUCUGCAGGAGGCGCUGCAGGCUGGACUUGGUGAAAACUUGCUCAGUGGAUUGGCGGCAGAUGCGGAAGCUAAUCUGACCGCUGAAAACAACGGCGUUGAUGACACGAUCACAUCCGGGCGAAUUUUUGGCGACUUGUCAGAUCCGGUGUUGUUUUCGCCAAGUCCCGAACCCCCAGAGAGUGUUCCAUGUAAAAGUGAACAUCUGGAGAUUCUUGAUUGUGACUCGGAUCUGGAUGAUCUUACGGAUGGGAGUGCAGUAAUCGCGGGUAGGGAGGAUGAUGAUAUCGAAAGCAUAUCAGACGGAGUACUGGAGGUGGACGUAGAAGACGAAAUGAUUGAUAUUGAUGGAGAUGAUGAACCUGUCAAGGAUUGUGUCGUACGCCAAUCGCAUAGACCAACUAUAUAUGAGGAGUUUACUCAAAAGGGUAUUGACUGGUGUCGGUAUUGUGGAGUGACCAAAGCUGGACAGACUGCAGCGUUCAGGCCUGGUCCCUGGGGACGGAGGACCUUGUGCAAUAAACAUGGAUGUGACUACAAAGGCUAUGGAUAUGCUGAUAAGCAAAGCAGGCUCGAUCUGACUCAGUUCCGAGGAGAAUCGUUAGGUGAACGAUGUCGUCCUGUCCUGCAAGACUUUUGCAUUGUGUGCUUCCAGAGAACUUCCCCGAACGGCACAGUUCUUGUUCAAUGUGAUGGCUGUCCUCGAGCGUAUCACAUCGAAUGUCAUGGAAAGAUUCCGGAUUCAGUGUGGGCAGAUUCUAACGAAAUAACAUGGUACUGCGGGGAAACCUGUGCGACGAACCGGAAGACUACGAGAAUUGGCUUGGAUCUCCCGAAAAAGAACCUUCCCUAUAUGAACUGCUCAGGGCCUCUUGGCCGCCGCCAAUGUUCCUCUCCGUCGCCAAUUUCAGAAAGUGAAUCCUGUUCAUCUCCGAUUUCGUCAACCAUCGAUUGCUCCGCCACAAAAUUUGAACGUAGAGAUAGUGGUUUAGAGCUGUCAUGGCCUGUGAGACGGAACUCGAGGGACGAUGUGCCUCUAAAGUCCCAAUCUCGCAGGUUUCAUCCAUAUGAAUCAAGAGCACGGCGUUAGUAGCACAGCAUACAGUCUUUGCAACAUAGUGGGGGAAUGAGUGUAUGUGUUUGUAGAAUAGCAUAGCCUUUGAAAUGUAAAAUAUUGUUCUUAGAUGAGGUAAUGAGGGUAGGAUAACGUGCAUUCUUUAUGCGUUUCUUGUCGGUGCCAAGAUUCUUGCGGUGCUUGAAAUCUUUGUGAAGUUUUUAGCUCCGCCCUCUUAAAUUGUUAAAUGCAAUCGUUCAAAUGCAAUUAAUCCAAUAUAGG
Spizellomyces punctatus DAOM BR117 is the source of this 1777-nucleotide messenger RNA. RefSeq lists its product as uncharacterized. NCBI's taxonomy places the organism in Eukaryota, Fungi, Chytridiomycota, Chytridiomycetes, Spizellomycetales, Spizellomycetaceae. The transcript is spliced from 5 exons. The record is from RefSeq and is a predicted model, not a curated record. The coding region runs from base 164 to 1531 and encodes 455 amino acids.